Linum trigynum is the source of this 4279-nucleotide messenger RNA. The record is from the annotation of a GenBank genome assembly. NCBI's taxonomy places the organism in Eukaryota, Viridiplantae, Streptophyta, Magnoliopsida, Malpighiales, Linaceae.
AUUUUCCUAAGCCUUGCUACAGUCAACUUCACCACUAGUCUCCUCCAGCACCUUAGUUUUGUUGUGAUGGGUGAAAACUUGAUGUGUGUUCGAAAUAGUUAUGUGCUGUAAGCUUAGUACUGAGAUGCAUUACUUCAAAUGCAAUGCUGAAUUUAUAGAUGCUAUGGGAGUAGUCUGUACAAAAGGUGCGAAGUGGUACAAUGGGCUGGUGGAUACAUUUAUUUUGGAGCUGUUGGAUUGCAUAGUGGAAUGUAAGCGAAGGGAUCUGCUGCAUCAGGUGAUCUUUCUCGGUCAUGCAUAGGUUGUUAAUGUAUGGGAUGCGGGGGAGCUACUUUGCUGGUGGAGUUUGUUACUAUGUUGGAUUGUCACUUACUCAUCAGCUGGCUUUUAUUGGUCGUAUAGGUAAGGACAGCCUAUAAGUCGUCAAACUUUUCAUUUGUCGCCUUAUCUAUUCACAAGGUUCCACUUUAUUUCUUGAUGACCUAGCAAUUUGACUAUCCAACUCCCUUGCAUAUGCAGAAACAUUCAUCGCUUGCAUUGUGGUCUCGCUCAUCGUAUCUUGGAGGCUUGCUAUUGCUUCUCUUCCCUUAAUGGUGUUGUUUGCCGGUCCCUGUCUUAUGUUUGGGAAGAUCAUGACUGAUUUCACUGAUACAGAAGCUUGAAACGUAUGCCAUUUCCGGUGGCAUUGCAGAACAAGCAAUAUCUACAAUCAGAACUGUAUACUCUUGUGUAGCAGAACGUCAAACACUGGAGAAGUUCAGCAAUGCCCUUCAGAAGACCCUGGAAUUGGGCAUUAAGCAAGACCUUGCCAAGAGGAUUAUGAUGAGGUGCAUUGGAAUUUCUUACUUGGGAUGGCCUGUUGAGGCUUGGUUUGAUGCUUAUCUGGCGACUUAAAAUGUACAAAAGGAUGGCUCCUUUGUUGUGCCUCAGUGAAUGUCAUCAUUGCAGGAAUGUGAGUUAUCGGUUAUCUUUAGUUUGAUUGCAUUUCGAGUCCAUGAUUUCGGUUGUCAGCUUUGGGAUUCAUUUCAUUCAUCUGUGACCCUGCAGGAGUAUAAUGAUUUUUUGCCUAAUCUAGCAUUACAGAAGCAAGUGCAGCUGUGAUUAACCACAGAACCAUAACUUUCUUUUAAUCCCAGAAGAGAAUUCUUGGCCUCUUCAAGUCCACCCUUGAGAGGACCUAAAGAGGAGAGUUUUAGACAUUCUUAUUUUUCAGACAAUUGGCUCUCAAUUCGUCAAUAAGGCCUCAAUUGCUUUACGUUAGUGGUAUGUUGGGAGGCUUCUGACAGAGUGGCUGAUCGUAGCCAACAGCUCUUCUUCCAAUCAUAUCUUGCAGUUGUCUUCUCUGCUUAUGUAAUUGCAGAAUCUGGAAGUAUGACCAGUGACAUAUCUUAGGCUGGACUGCAGUUCAUGCUGUGUACAAGAUCAUGGACAGGAACAGUCAAAGAGCUCCCAGAAAUCGUCCUCUAAAAAGGAGUUCAAAGACUUCUUCUUCGAGUAUCCAACACGACCCGACUCGAUAAUAUUGAAGGGCCUCUACCUGAAGAUUGAACCAGGAAAGACCAUAGCACUUGUUUGGCCAAGUGGGUCCGAGAAAUCGACAAUCAUUGCUAUCAUUGAGAAGUUCGACGACCCUUGAUGGGCAGAAAGAGCUACAACCUUAGAUGGCUGAGAUCUCAUUUCGUUGGUGAGGCAGGAGCCAAGCUUGUUUUCAGGAACUAUCCAAGUAAACAUUGCCUACGGUAAGCAGGAUGCACAAGAAUCGGAGAUAAAAAAAAUUUAUAUGCAUCUCUUGCCAAGGCUCAUGCAGUUAUCAGGUGAACAUAAUCGUACUGUCCAAAUCCUGGUUUUGAGUACUUCUGUAUACAGCUCCACAAACCUCAGGCUUCUGAUGAUGAUGCAUAUAUUUUUGGGUAUGGCGCAGCAGAUUGAGCGAGGGUUGUGGCACAUAUUGUGGAGAAAGACGAGUUCAGUUAUCCGGCGGCCAGAAACAAAGUAAGGGUGCAAUUGCCUGAGCCAUACUGAUUACUGAAGAAUCCAAAAGUCCUGCAGGAUGUAUUGCUAUUUCGUUCCACGAGCGCACCAAGCAUGUGGAGAUGGAUUGCUAUUUCGUUCGUGUGCAGUCUGCUGAUAUCCAGCCGCAAAAGAUUAUUUUACAGGAUGAGGCAAUGAGUACUGCCCUCUACACUGUCUCGGAGAACUUGGUCCAAGAGGCAUUGGAAAGAAUGGUGGCUGGCAGAACUUGCAUGAUGGUGGCUCACCGCGGCUCUCUUCAGAAUUCCGACAGCAUUGCAGUGAUCAAGAAUGGCCAAGUUGCAGAGGAAGUAUAUCACAUAAUGAGCUCAUGUCGUUAGGACAGGAAGGAGUUUUAGUCUCUCAUCAGUUGACAGAACCAGGAUAUAUACGAGCUCAUGUUCCUUAUUCACAAUUAGUUUCUUGUAACCAUGGGACAUUUUUCUAGUUCUUGAUGAACCUGAAAUUUUUAUAUGGCUUGAUCAAAUCAAAGAUUCCAACUUCGACAAAGCUGCUUCACUCCAUUAUAUCUCAUCUUCACCGUAGAAGCACCUAACCUACAAACUACCCCACUCCAGUUGUACAAUCUUUUACACAAUCGAGAGGAGAGAGAGAUAAGUGAAGUUGCAGACCUGUAACUUAUUGAUUUGGCAGGGAGAGAAUGUAAUUGGUUGGAGCUUCUGUGUUCAAUCAAGGUUGGAAUUUCUGGGUUCAAUUAAGUUUUGAGUUAAGAAUUUUUCAAAUCUUAUUUUUUCUUCGGGAAAGAAAGUUAGCAUCACAACAAUAAAUAAUUAUUAAAUUUUAUUAUUAUAAACAUUUAAAUUGAGUCUAAAUGAACAUAAUAAAACAUUUGGCCGUUAGAAAGGAACAAAGCAACAUUAAUUUUUUAUUCUUCCAAAUUUAUUUGUGUAAUACCGACAUAGUAGCUUUACAUUUAUUUCAUUGUCGUGACUCUUAAGAUCAAGUUUUUAGGAAAAAAAUUGCCCCAACAACAUUCAGUCCCAUGCAUAGGCUUUAGAAAAAGCAAGACCAUUUGAGCUAAAAUAAAUCCCAUCAUCCCUAACCGACCAAUAACAAUGCCUCCGCGGUCCGAUGCAUGCUUUCUCGUCUCUUCUAGCAAUGAACGCAUACCAAUCCUUCUUCUUUUGUCCGUAACUUGAGAAACACUCGAAUUAGUGCUGUGAGUGACAUUCACUUCAAACUGCCAUGUCUGCGAUGCACCCGGAGCUAGAGACCUCUGACCCAGAUCGUUAUCAGACGAAUAACAAUGAUUGGAUAAUGUAUCGCUCGUCAGAUCGUUUUUUACAUCCACGUGAUAAUAUGCCAGCAAACGAUCAGAUUGAGCGCUUGUUGUUGACAAUAAUAAGCUUAUUGUGAGCAUGAAUGUAGUAACCCACAAACUCAUUACACUCAUUCUCAUGUUUAGUUUAGUUUUUUUUUUUUUUUUUUUUUGUGGAUUGUAUGUGGAUUGUUGUGAUGGUCAUAGAUGAAGAUUGUUUAUAUAGUUGAUUCACCAUCUUGGAAAGGGAACAAGGUUUUAAUAGGGAAGACAAAGGCAACGUACAUAGUUAUAUCUUUGUAGGCGUUUGUAUUCCAACAAUUUGGACAAAUAUUUACACUUUGUUAUGAAACUAAUAAAAAUAUAAACAACUAAAAGAGAAGAUUAGAGAGGAAAAGACACAAGAGAAGAGAGGGGAAGAGUUCUUCUUAUUCAUCCUAUCUCUUUUGAUACAAUGGUGUGCUUUAUUUAUAGGCACACCUUGAUAACCACUACAUCCUUAUAUCAAUGAGAGAUAAUGAAACAUAAAGGAGCUAUCAAAUGUAGGAAUGGGGGUUACAUGUAACUCCCAAGUGAGCAUCUAAUGUGGUAAUGGCAAUGGUCAUCCAUAUAUCAAUAUUUACAUAAUACUCCCCCUUGGAUGACCACUAGAUUGCAUUACGCUAUCUCAUACUGCCUCGUUAAAAACCUUACCAGGAAAACCCAGUGGGAAAAAACCAUGGUUAAGGGAAAAAGAGUGCAGUGCGUAUAUGCUCCCCCUCAUGACCACAUCACUUCAAAUCUUUGAGUCGUUGAACUCAAAAUUCACGAACAACUUUUACAAAGAUUGUUGUCGGGAGUGAGUUAGUGAACAAUCUUCUAAAUUGUCAAUUUGAUGCAUGAUCUUUAGAUUUCUUCAUACAUGAUCAUUAGGAUCAUUUCAUUUGAAAAUAGUUCACAACCACAAGUACUUGAGAUAUGGUGGAUCACAAAUUAAAGUGCAACGGAAGA